Messenger RNA from Symbiodinium natans, 2577 nucleotides. Lineage: Eukaryota; Dinophyceae; Suessiales; Symbiodiniaceae. The record is from the annotation of a GenBank genome assembly.
AUGGCAGUGCGACUGCUCAGACUGCUCAUCGGAUUUCUUCCGAUAGCGCCUGCCAAUGCUGCGUGCCACUUUGAUAUUCCCAAACGACCGAAGCAGCAGCAGAGCUUGAGACUCAUCAAGCAUGACUGGACCUCGCACCAACUAGUAGCAGAGGUGGCUGCAAUCCUUCUGGAGGAGAUCCUGAUGUACGAUGUUGUUCGGGUGACGCCGGAUCUUGGGCCUGCGCACGAUUUCAGGUCCGUUGCCAUGGGCAGCUCGGAUGCUAACUUCGAAGUCUGGCAAGGUGGGAAGGACAAGCAGAUAGAGAAGUGGGUCCGAUUGGGAAAGGCCAUAGUUGCGAAUAGCCAUCGCAUCUCGGGCUUCAGUGGCCUCUACACCCUGAGGCAAACCAUCGAGCGCUUUCCACAGGCCGAGUUCUAUCAGAAUCUCGGAAACCCCGAGUUGCAGUGGACAACUUUGGUGGAAGGGGAGCCUGAGGCAGAUCCUACAGGUCUGUGUUCUCGCCCAGAGUGGAAGUGCCGGAACUUCACCUGGCAGUCCCCAUCCUGCCGAGGUUCGCAAGGUUCGCAAGGUUCGCGAUGCUCGGGCCAAGUCUUGCACGACUACUCCCACUACACGCAGGGCAUUCUGGAGCAGCAGAUCGCCAACAACAAUCUCUCGCUGUCCGUGGCCUACUUGACCUCGACCUCCAAGGAGAAGCAGAUUUGGGAAGCAGUGGCUUCCAGGCGAGAUCUACUUUUUCAGCACUACCACCCAUCACCCGGGGUGGAUGGAGUGCCUGUUGCAGACCUCGUCCCCAUCCAGUUUCCGCCGAGGAAGUACGGCUGCAAUGACACGGAGGCCAUGGUUCCCGUGGGAGGAUUUGGCUGCCACUUGGAAGGCCAACCUCUCAUCAGCCUCGUCUCCCCGGCCUUGCAGGCAUCUCCUGAUGCUGCCCACUUUGCUGCCAGCUUCAGCCUGGACCAGGAGGACUAUGAGCGCCUGUUUCUCGCCUGGAGAGAGGCGGACAGGGACCCGCACCUGGCCGCCUGCCGGUGGCUGAAGGAAACCGGCACGGGGAGGUGGGGGCGCUGGAUCCGCUUCAGCAAGCAAGUCCGAAUGAUCGAGGAGUUCCCUCCCAUGCAUGGCUGCUUUCCGACCUGCUACACCUUCUUGGUGCUGACAUUGGGAACCGCCUUGGUCUUCAGGCAGCCCGACCUGCUCGAGAAGGCUAUUCGGAGGUUGCGGGGGCUUGCGGAACCCAACCCGGAGCCUGCUCGUGACUUCCACGACCUGGAGAAGGCGCUCCAGGAGCAGGCGUCCCAAGCUACCUUCGGGGUCGGCCCCUGCCGUGGCAUCGAGUUUGUUCAGGUGAAGGCGGCGCUGCUCAAGGGCCUGGGCUUCAUGAGCUUCUCGCGGGACGAGGAGAACUUCUGCCAAGGAAACGGUGACGGGUGCAUCCCGCCACCUGCCUUUUCAUGCUUCCGCCAGUAUUGCCACACUCCGGGGGAGGUCCUGGUCUACAUCAUGACUUCGGGCCUUGUUCGGAUUUCACUCAGUGCCAUUACCUUCGCCUGCGCCACCGGAAUGGUCGGGGCACUCCUGGCGGAGGUUCGGGCCACCAUCGAGAAGAACAAGCAGGUUGAUCCGACUUUACAAGCCGAGGAUUGGUACACUCUCUUUUUGUCCAAUCUACGAACUGUUGCCGGCAUCAUGGAUGACUUCAAGUUUCUUCCAACUUUCUUUCUUACCUACAUGAUCGGACAAGAUGUCUCCCGGUGGUUGCAGUGGCUUCGAACCAUGUUCAGCGUGCAGGGCAGACUGCAUGACGUGACGUUGGUUGUGGCCAGCUCGUACAGGAGGUUGAAUGAUCCAGCCACUGGCAAAGCACAGCGUCAGAGACUGUUUAGGUGGUACAGAUAUUUGAAUGCAAUCCAUUACCUCGCCUACUUCAAGCUUGAUCCUCGGGUGGGAGGAUCGCCAGAACAGGUUGUGCAGGAGCUUCGGUCGGUGGGCCUGCUCACCGACGGGGAGGGCCAGCAACUCCUCUUCGCAAGGGCGAAGCUUCGUGACACGCUCGUGUCGUGGCUUGGCACGCUGUGGCACGAGGAGCUCGAGUGUGAUUCGGUGCAAGCUGCAGACACGGAGACGUUCAUGCGGAAGAUGUGCGAGCUUCGUGGCAUAUUGGCCUCACUGGCAGACAUGCCUGACAUGCAGACGAGUCAGCUGAUGAGGGUAAUGAUGGUCGUGGUCACAAACGUUCUGCUUGCUUUGGCGCUGGUGGGGUACCCGACCAAGAUGUAUGCUGAGACGAAGCAAUGCUUUCAAUUCUGGCCUUUGGUGGCCUCGUGCCUUUAUUUCAUUUGCUACAGGGGCAUGCUGCGUGUGAUGUUCGUGUUGGACAAAGGCCCGUUCCAUGCCAGUGGAGACUGUGUCAACGUGGACGCGCUGCUUGUCAGUACGGAGCGGUUCACUUUCCACGUGUUCCGCACAUCCUUCAAGACCCUGAAGUCUGACUGUCAAGCCCAGCUUGGCCAAACGGUCCAAGCGAACACUGACUUCAAGCUGCGCCAGGGACUCCAGAAUAUUCCAAAGUAG